UCCUGCAUAGUUGAUGUACUGUCAGCAGCACGAGAAACUGCAUCUUCUACCUGUCGAGAUUCAGAUGCCCUUCUGAAUGCACCAUCUACCCAUUCAGCCAGUUCUAGGGUAGCUCUAUCCUCAGCAGACAAUGAAAAACGAUGAACAGCUUCUUCCCCAAUGUCAUACUUUGCUUUCUGCAUACACCUGGCCGAAAAAA
Linum tenue is the source of this 199-nucleotide messenger RNA. The record is from the annotation of a GenBank genome assembly. Lineage: Eukaryota; Viridiplantae; Streptophyta; Magnoliopsida; Malpighiales; Linaceae.